Molecule: messenger RNA, 582 nt
Organism: Microdochium trichocladiopsis
Lineage: Eukaryota; Fungi; Ascomycota; Sordariomycetes; Xylariales; Microdochiaceae
Exons: 4
Coding region: 1-582 (193 amino acids)
Source: RefSeq, a predicted model, not a curated record
AUGGUCGAGCAACUUCAGGCGACGUCGAUCACUGGCAUACUCAUGUGCAAUGGAUCUCGACCUGGGAAAGAGGCAGCACUCUGUGUGGGCACAAUCGAACUUGGUGGCAGCGCACUUCUCAGGCGCGAGUGUGUCUCGAGCAUGUGCGCUGACGUUGCAAGAAGGCGGUCGAUCAGGCGCGGUAAUGCAAGAAUCAAGGGCCCCGGGCCUGCGUGCGCCCGCUCCCCAGAUGCUAUGCUCUUCCGCCUGUUCCCCGGGCAUCCUUUGGAAUCGUCGUUGGUCCAACCAAAGGGUAUGCUGCCCCUUGGAUCGGUACCUGUCGAGCCGGUCGAGCCUGUGCGUAGAGAAAGUGGGCAGGAACUAAGAUUCGGCGCUAGGCGGUCAAACCUGGUGCAGCUCAUCUUGGCAAGUGGACGCAGUGCCUGGAUUUGUCGCCGUGGUGCCGGGUCUUCUAGCAGGGCGCCUGACUGCCUCCGAGGUGGUGCUGGUGCUGCUGGUGCUGCUGCGACACGUCAUGUUACCAGCAAGAUGAGACGCUUUCGUGGUUGCUGGCUGAGAGACUUGGUGCUGCUUAUGAUUUGA